This is a messenger RNA of Zalophus californianus (California sea lion), 1634 nucleotides long. It is a transcript of the gene ELOVL3, whose product is annotated as ELOVL fatty acid elongase 3. Bases 114 to 926 code for a protein of 270 amino acids. Gene Ontology annotation, cellular component: endoplasmic reticulum; endoplasmic reticulum membrane. Gene Ontology annotation, molecular function: fatty acid elongase activity. The record is from RefSeq and is a predicted model, not a curated record. Lineage: Eukaryota; Metazoa; Chordata; Mammalia; Carnivora; Otariidae. The transcript has 5 exons. Gene Ontology annotation, biological process: very long-chain fatty acid biosynthetic process; fatty acid elongation, monounsaturated fatty acid; fatty acid elongation, polyunsaturated fatty acid.
CGGCUGCCCACCCAGCCACUUUUUUAGAACAGUGACUAUUUCCACAGGGAAAUGAACAUGGUUGGAAGGUGGAAAGCUUCUCAAGCUCCGGACCUCGACGUCUGCAGAACGAAAUGGUCACAGCCAUGAAUGCCUCGGACGAAAUAGAGCAGAUAUUGCAGCCUUACAACUUCGAGCUGUUCCGGGACAUGAGGCCCCUUUUGGAGGAGUACUGGGCAACCUCAUUCCUCAUAGCUCUGGUCUACCUGCUACUCAUCUUUGUGGGGCAGAACUACAUGAAGGCACGGAAGGGCUUCAACCUGCAGGGGCCUCUGAUCCUUUGGUCCUUCUGCCUUGCACUCUUCAGUAUCCUGGGGGCACUGAGGACAUGGGGCCAUAUGGCUACCCUGCUACUUAAGGGGGACCUAAAGCAAACUGUGUGCUUCUCCACCUUCGCCACCACUCCCAUAAUCAGAUUCUGGUCCUGCCUCUUUGUUCUCAGCAAGAUCAUUGAACUUGGAGACACAGCCUUCAUCAUCCUGCGUAAGCGGCCACUCAUCUUUGUGCACUGGUACCACCACAGCACAGUGCUAGUGUACACGAGCUUUGGAUACAAGAACAAGGUGUCUGCAGGCGGCUGGUUCAUGACCAUGAACUUCGGUGUGCAUGCCAUCAUGUACGUCUACUACACUCUGAGAGCUGCCAAAGUCAAGUCCCCCAAGUGGUUACCCAUGCUCAUCACCAGCCUGCAGAUCCUGCAGAUGUUUAUGGGAACCGUUGUUGGCAUCCUAACUUACAUCUGGAGACAGGAACAGGGAUGCCACACCACAAUGGAGCACUUCUUCUGGUCCCUUGUCUUGUAUACGACCUAUUUCAUCCUCUUUGCCCAUUUCUUCCACCAAACCUACAUAGUGCCCAAAGUCAAAGCCAAGACCAAGAGUCAGUGAAGGGUUGGAGAAAAAGGAACCCCAGGCUCUCUCCCUGCCAAGGCACCAAAGGGUUGAGCUUAGGUUUGGGAGAAUAAUUAGGACGCCUUCCCUGCAUGGUUUUUCCCAUGGGAUCUGUGCCCCAAGGUGGCAGGAAGUUAUGUCAGACAAGAAGUGUCAGCCGUGGGUGGGUUGUAAUCUAGUACUUUGAUGUUUCUGUUUUUAAUGUGAAGGCCAAGCAAGCCCUGGCUGGGAUGGGGGUAGAACUGAGGAGGAUUUCCAGAGCUGAAUUUAUAUUUCUAUCCAGAAAUCUUCUUGCUCCAUUUUUAAAUUAAAGAUUUCAACAAGUCUUUUUUGGGGGUUUUGAGAGUUGGGGGAAGAGGACUGCUGUGAUGGGAGAGGGCUGCUGGCAGCGGGAUGGUUGGUCACUGAGUGAGAAGCCUAAGGAGGUGUGAAGGUGUGUGGAAAGAUGAGAGGCACACACACACUCAAUAAGAAUUCUAGGCCUGGUAGGCACUUAAUAAAUGUCUGUUACAGACCAGAAUUUUAUUGCUAUUAGAGACCCAAGCCCCUCAUAGGAACAGUGAAAAACAGGUGCAGAAAGGCGGUGUAACUUAUCUAAGGUCAUAGUCUUCCUAAGUUGCAGAAUUGACACCGGCAAACAAGCGUUCCAGACCAGAACUUCCUGUUAUCCUCCAUGAGACCACGAGGUGGCGCCGCAGCACCAGC